Messenger RNA from Calidris pugnax (ruff), 1986 nucleotides. Its product is annotated as peroxisome proliferator-activated receptor alpha-like. The record is from RefSeq and is a predicted model, not a curated record. The coding region runs from base 373 to 1557 and encodes 394 amino acids. The transcript has 8 exons. Gene Ontology annotation, molecular function: zinc ion binding; nuclear receptor activity; RNA polymerase II cis-regulatory region sequence-specific DNA binding. Lineage: Eukaryota; Metazoa; Chordata; Aves; Charadriiformes; Scolopacidae. Gene Ontology annotation, biological process: negative regulation of transcription by RNA polymerase II; positive regulation of transcription by RNA polymerase II; negative regulation of inflammatory response. Gene Ontology annotation, cellular component: nucleus.
GGCCCGGCCCGACCCUGUCCGCCCUCGGCGGAACUCCGGCGGUGGCCAACGGCGAGGAGAAGGAGUUCGCUGGCCCCGGGGGAGAUGCUGUAGCUGUUCCCCGCUGCUGGGGCUGCCCUGAGGGGACGGCGGUGGGCGCCAGCCCCGCGCUCCGAGGGGGGGAAAGGACGAGCGAGAGCCGGCCCUGACGGAGGCUGGCUGGUUUGUAGAAGGAAUGUCAGCAGCAUUGUAUUCAUGAAGAGCCACUUGUUAUCACCGAUGCGCAUGUGAAAUGGAAGGUAGCAGAUUCUGGAAAAAACCUUCUGUUUCAACCUUGCAAGAUGCUUCAUGAAGUGUGUAAAGAAGUUUGAGUGACUGCUCUAUUUGAUCAAAAUGGUGGACACUGAAAACCAGCUCUAUCCCCUUACUCCCUUGGAGGAGGAUGAUAUAGGCAGCCCUUUAUCUGGAGAGUUCCUGCAAGGUAUGGAGAACAUUCAAGACCUCUCUCAGUCUCUAGGUGAUGAUAGCUCUGGAGCUUUAAGUUUAACAGAGUUCCAGUCAUUGGGAAAUGGUCCUGGAUCUGAUGGAUCAGUUAUAACAGACACCCUUUCACCAGCAUCCAGUCCUUCAUCCAUUAAUUUUGCCACAGCUCCAGGUAGCAUAGAUGAAUCACCCAGUGGAGCAUUAAACAUUGAAUGUAGAAUUUGUGGGGAUAAAGCCUCAGGCUACCAUUACGGAGUACAUGCUUGUGAAGGUUGUAAGGGUUUUUUUAGAAGAACGAUUCGAUUAAAACUCAUCUAUGAUAAAUGUGAUCGCAACUGCAAAAUUCAGAAAAAAAAUCGUAAUAAGUGCCAAUACUGUCGUUUCCAAAAGUGCCUUUCAGUUGGAAUGUCACAUAAUGCAAUACGUUUUGGAAGAAUGCCAAGGUCUGAGAAAGCCAAGUUGAAAGCAGAAAUUCUAACCGGUGAAAAUUAUGUCGAAGAUUCAGAAAUGGCAGAUCUUAAAUCACUCGCCAAAAGAAUUCAUGAUGCUUACCUGAAAAACUUCAAUAUGAACAAGGUUAAAGCCAGAAUCAUCCUCGCAGGGAAAACUAAUAACAAUCCACCAUUUGUUAUACACGAUAUGGAUACCUUAUGUAUGGCAGAGAAGACCCUGGUGGCAAAAUUGGUAGCCAAUGGCAUUCAGAACAAGGAAGCAGAAGUUCGGAUCUUCCACUGCUGCCAGUGUACGUCUGUAGAGACUGUCACAGAACUUACUGAAUUUGCCAAAUCUAUCCCUGGCUUCUCCAGUCUUGACUUGAAUGAUCAAGUGACACUGUUAAAAUAUGGAGUUUAUGAAGCCAUAUUUGCCAUGUUAGCAUCUGUGAUGAACAAGGACGGGAUGCUGGUAGCCUAUGGAAAUGGUUUUAUAACCCGGGAGUUCCUGAAAAGCCUGAGAAAGCCAUUCUGUGAUAUCAUGGAGCCCAAAUUUGAUUUUGCAAUGAAAUUUAACGCACUAGAAUUGGAUGAUAGUGAUAUAUCCCUUUUUGUUGCUGCCAUCAUUUGCUGUGGAGGUAAGCAUUACCUAUUUGUUCUUUAAGGUAAUAAAUUUUAACAUUUUCUUCAUGCGAAUGAAUACUUUUAAUGGAAAAGCUUACAUAUUUCUUGAAGAUUCAAUAAUACCAUUACCAAUUUUCCCUUUUGGUGUGUUUCAUGGAAGAUUAACAGUCUUGAUUCUGUGUUUUGCUUUGCAGAAUUGUAGACAUGCUUGGAAUUACUGUUUAAGCUCACUUACAGAGGGGUCUAAGUUACUCUCUGUUUUUAAAAGUGGCGUAUGAAGAGUGUUGGUAGUUGUUUUGUUUGGGCUUGGGAGGAUUUUUAUUUUUUUGAUCUUUAAGGCUGGGUUGGAAACAGUAUUUGUAUCCGCCAAAUGGGCAGAAAAAUUCUAUGUAAUGAGAGUGGAGGCAGGUGCAGAUUAUAGCUUUGCUCAUCUUUGACAUUUGCUGAUUGCAUCACGUAAUGAGUUCUG